UGGGCUACUUUUUCUCUACUUUAAAUACACACAUCUCAUGAACUUAGGACACGAGAGCAAAGAGAAACAAAUGGGAGACCUUCAUUCCAUUGCUUACACCAGCAAUCUCCAUACCUCUUCCCUAGGUUGGGACUUUCACAACCUUGGAGUUUUCAACGCAGACAUGUCUCCAGCUUUGAUGGAAAGCAGCAGCACUCCACCAAUUGUGUCGCCCUACGAUUCUGAUUUCUCAACUGGGUAUCUACAAGAUGCUCUGUUCGAAUGCAAUGAUCGGUCUAAACGACGCCGCUUGAUGUUGUUCGCCGACCAUCAUCAUCAAUCCAGAGAAACAAAAGAGCUUGUUAAGAGUUACUGGGAAUUGAACCAGUUUGAGAAUUGUUCAGAGAAUCUCAGUUACAUGACCCAGAUGAUGACGACUAGCUUCAAUGGAAUUUCAGGGGAGGAACAUAGCAGCAUUUUCAGAGAGAUGAAAACACCGGAAGAGGAAAUAUCAGCUUCUGAAGCUCUUGAUUCUUCUUCCUCUUCUUACAGGGACUCACUUAACACCAAGCCCUCCAUACCUGACAAAGAGACCCUUUAUUCCUUAGGCCCCAGCUCUCCUUCUGAGGGUGGUGAUAACAACAGAAAGAAGAGGGGGGUGAUGAAAAGAGUGGUGUAUCCAUUUGCACUGGUGAAGCCCGGUGGGGUUGAAGGGGACUUGACGUUGAACGACAUAAACGAGAGGAUACUGAUGCCGCCGACUCGGCCGGUGAGGCACCCCGUCGGAGACUACGCUUGCCGGCCACUGGUGACGUCACCCGAUGGGCCGGGCUUAUCUGGCAAAGCUGUGGUGGCCUUCACUAAAAUCCACACCCAAGGGAGAGGGACAAUCACUAUUAUCAGAACCAAAGGUUGAGAAACUAGUCAAAACAAAAACUAGUCAAAGUUGUAGAAUUACUUAUUGGUUUUGUAGCUAAGUCCUCUGUUUUUUUUUUCUUCUUUGGUACUCCGGAUCUUGUAGCCAAGUCCAUGGUUGUUUGAAUUGUAUAUGAGAGAGAGAGAGAGAGAGAGAGAGAGAGAGAUGUAAAUAUAUGUAUGUACUGUUGUUCACCUCUACACAAGCUAUAGUUUCAGCUUUGAGCUUGCAGAAGAUUGAAAGAGAGAUUGCCCUACAA
Rhododendron vialii is the source of this 1154-nucleotide messenger RNA. RefSeq names its product protein XRI1. The record is from RefSeq and is a predicted model, not a curated record. The transcript is spliced from 5 exons. Lineage: Eukaryota; Viridiplantae; Streptophyta; Magnoliopsida; Ericales; Ericaceae. The coding region runs from base 38 to 895 and encodes 285 amino acids. Gene Ontology annotation, biological process: male meiotic nuclear division; female meiotic nuclear division.